Messenger RNA from Anastrepha ludens (Mexican fruit fly), 2425 nucleotides. RefSeq lists its product as uncharacterized. NCBI's taxonomy places the organism in Eukaryota, Metazoa, Arthropoda, Insecta, Diptera, Tephritidae. Bases 1201 to 2244 code for a protein of 347 amino acids. The transcript is spliced from 5 exons. The record is from RefSeq and is a predicted model, not a curated record.
GUAUCGUAUCGUAAUCUUAAUUUAACAGCUCUGCACUUGCGACUCGUUUUUUAAAACCUGUUAGGAGUAAUUUUUUGCCAUGUGCUGAAAAGGUGGACAUUCUGUUGUGUUUCUUAUAUGAAAGAAGAAGCUGUCUGUGGUCAGUACCUCAGUACAAAAGGAUGAUUGAAUUGUAACUUCCGAGUACUUAAUCAAUAUCAUGGAGUUUAAUUGGCGCGUAAGACGCCGAAAGUAUUUAGUCAUGCGAUGUCCGAAUCCAAUGCAAUCUAACUAUGUACGAGUAUAAGAGAAAAAGUGUUUUCUAGCCGCAAGUAAAUUUUCUGAAAUGUUCGAACCACGUGUAAAUGGAACACGGGAGCUUUAAUAGCCUCCAAACUCACCCGCCGUGACAAAACCUUCACUGUUGGACAAUGUUCAGUGUAGUUCCCGCAAUUAAUUAGUAUAACUUAGCAUUGACUCUUCUCCAACGCAGUGGAAAGAUAAAAGUCAUAAAAGGCAGGUUGUGCUAUUUACUUCUCUCGAAUAAAUUGACUCCACCUUAUGAUUAUUUGUAUAUAUAUGGCUCAAUGUACUCAUUUGUGUUGCCACUGGUGAUACAUUUACUAAAUACAAGAAAAUUUACCUACAGCAACUAGUCACGCUUACAACGCUUGCCUAAAAAGGCCCGCCCGUAAUUAAUAAACACAAACACUGGCGCUGAAAUAUCGGAAGACGAGAUUAUACCAUUUAAGAAGACAGCGAUCAAAAUAAAACACAAAUGUUAAAUAAUACAAUAAAAAAAUAACACAGGUACACACACACACAUAUAUGUACAUGUAGUUCGAUAUGAUGUGAGUGAAAGCGUUGAGGAAAACGAAGCGGUUGACGUUGUUGGCAUCGGUGCUGUGGGCAUGGCAGUCGAACAUUGAGUGAGCGAGGUGAUGAAACCAGUGUUAAGGGAAAAUUGAUGAAAAAUUACACUGCUUUAUAAUAGCAUUUUACGCGCUUUUAUUUGGGGUCGCUUGCCUUGUUUGUUUUUAAAGCGGAGCAAAUACUUUUGGUGACACAGAUCCCACGAUAUUAAGAAGUUGGCAGAGGCGAUGAAAAAGUCUCUUACAAUUGGAACAAUUGGAACAAAUGUAACAACAAAAUUAAUUCAAUAUUAACAAAGAGCAAUGUUAACAAGGCAACAGGUUUUACAUCCUUGACCGUGUGUGAGAAAUGCGUGAGCACAGCCACACAACACCUCGUCGACGAGGUCCAAAGUUGCCUCUACCAGUUGCUCGACGAGAACAUUACGGAGAACAUUUUGAAGUGUCGGAGUCACCAUAUUACACCAUCGACAACACAGAAGAUAUUUAUGGCACAACUCUUUUGCCUUCACAACGUUGUUAUGUGGAUCCAUGGGAUUUGGAAAAUUAUGACUAUGUCAGAAAAAAGCUGAGUUCCACUCCAGUACGUUCUUCGCCUGAACCUUAUUAUGACACGUCACUUUCCACUAGUCCGUAUUAUAAGUUACGCUCGCCGUCACGAGAGAUCCAGGAGGAACUACCAGUGACACCGUCACAUCGCCUAGCUGCCACCAUGCCUCGUAAUCGGCGUCGCUCCCACUGGAACGAGGCAUGCCAACUAGAUUGUUGCACAUCACCAGUGCCAAUGAUACGUCGUCGUCGCUACGAAGAUAGUCGCAGUGAGCUCUAUGGUGUGGGCCGCGGAAAGUAUGAGGAUUACAUGUCGUAUAUGAUGAUGAAUUUAGAAGCAGAAGAAGAUGCAUAUACUGGUUAUGGAGGUAUCUCUUCAUCCUCCUCUACUGAAUUGCACAGCUCCAUCGGCGAGGAACAUAUCCAAACAUCGACAAUGAUAUCGAACAAAACGUCUGGAUAUGAUGCUACAGCUCGACGACGCAGUGGCCCGUCAUAUGAAAAACCAGCUCCGCAUUUAGAAUUCCCUGCUCCACCAUCGCUACCCCCACCUCCUCUUGCUUACGACUACUCUAACCCCUAUGCAACCUUACCAUAUUGUAGCGUAUCAGAGUGUUAUGAUUGUUCGAUGAUAUACGCCACCUCUCCUUCGAUGUACGGGUACAUGGAUGCGAGCAAUAAAGGGAGUACAAUUUAUGGUAGUACCGUAGGGCGAAGACCAUCCUCGUCGCUCUGCAGCGGAAUUUACGGGAAUAAAUUCGGGUUGAGCAAAAAAGGUCUUCUCCAAAUCGACUAUUCGUGCAGUUGGAAUGAUCUGGAUCGUAUUAUCAGAAGCCACUACUAAAGCAAAUCAGCAUCAUGAGCUGAAUCACAUAUUAAUUAAAUUCGGAGAUUAUUAAUCAUAUCGUUAUUGUUGUAAAAUAUGUAUCACAUCUUCAUUCAUGUUGUUUUAUUAUUAUGAUAGUGUUUAAAGCGGUAGGCAAACCAUUAUUAAGUCACAUAGUACCAAAAAAAUAAAACUUUAU